AGGUGAUUGGGGGGGGACGGCGUGACUGCAAUUUGGAACUACGACUCCCGGCAGGCUUCGGGCCGUAGUCUUCUGCGCUUGCGCAUUCGGUCGUCCCGGGGGAACAGAGCGUGGGUGGGGAGAUCUGAGCAACAGCCGGGAAGAGCGGCCUUGGGAGGCGGCGGGCGACGGGCGCUGGAGCCCUGUUGCCGAGCGGCCGCCGCCCGCCCAGUGACCAUGAUAGUGUUUAUCAGGUUCAACUCCAGCCAUGGUUUCCCGGUGGAGGUCGAUUCUGACACCAGCAUCUUCCAGCUCAAGGAGGUGGUUGCUAAGCGACAGGGGGUUCCGGCUGACCAGUUGCGUGUGAUUUUCGCGGGGAAGGAGCUUCGGAACGACUGGACACUGCAGAAGUGUGACCUGGAUCAGCAGAGCAUCGUUCACAUUGUACAGAGACCCCAGAGAAAAACUCUAGAAACCAGUGCAGCCGGAGGGGCCCUCCCCAGAAACACUGUGGGGGGUGCUGGGAGAGAGCCUGCAAGCUUGACUCGUGUGGACCUCAGCAGCUCCAUCCUCCCUGCAGACUCUGUGGGCCUGGCUGUUAUCCUGAAUAAUGACAGGGAGAGUGACCCCCCACCAGCUGAGAGUUCAGCAGGUAGACCAACUUACAACAGUUUUUAUGUGUAUUGCAAAGACCCCUGUCGAGCAGUGCAGCCAGGAAAACUCAGGGUACAGUGCAGCGCGUGCAAACAAGCAACACUCACCUUGGCCCAGGGUCCAUCUUGCUGGGAGGAUGUCUUAAUUCCACACCAGAUGAGCGGCGAAUGCCAGUCUCCAAACUGCCCUGGGAAUGUAGCCGAAUUUUUCUUUAAAUGUGGUGCACACCCGACCUCUGACAAUGAAACGUCAGUAGCUUUGAACCUGAUCACAGCAAAUAGUCGAGACAUCAGCUGCAUUACAUGUACAGACGUCAGGAGCCCUGUCCUGGUUUUCCAGUGCGACUACCGCCACGUGAUCUGCUUAGACUGUUUCCACUUGUACUGCGUGACAAGGCUCAAUGACCGGCAGUUUGUCCAUGACCCUCAGCUCGGCUACUCCCUGCCUUGUGUGGCUGGCUGUCCCAACUCCCUGAUUAAAGAGCUGCAUCACUUCAGGAUUCUUGGAGAAGAGCAGUACAACCGGUACCAGCAGUAUGGUGCUGAAGAGUGCGUGCUGCAGAUGGGUGGUGUGCUGUGCCCCAGCCCUGGUUGUGGAGCGGGUCUGCUGCCCGAGGCAGGCAUGAGGAGAAUUACCUGCGAGGGAGGCAACAGCCUGGGCUGCGGGCUUGUGUUCUGUCGUGACUGUAAAGAGGUCUACCACGAAGGUGAAUGCAGUGCCCAGUCUGAAGCCUCAGGAAUGAUUACUCAGGGCUACCGAGUUGAUGAAAAGGCAGCUGAGCAAGCUCGAUGGGAAGAGGCUUCCAAAGAAACAAUCAAGAAGACCACCAAACCUUGUCCUCGUUGCCAUGUACCAGUUGAAAAAAACGGUGGAUGCAUGCACAUGAAGUGCCCCCAGCCCCAGUGCAAGUUUGAGUGGUGCUGGAACUGCAGCUUGGAGUGGAACCGCACGUGCAUGGGUGACCACUGGUUCGACGUGUAGCUCCCAGCCGCCGGACACAGGCAACCCUCGUUUGAAACAGAGUGCAACCGUCGUCUGCUACUUUUCCUUUAGCCGCUCACACACACGCACGCACACACGCACUCAUGCGCACGCACACACACAUUUCAAGCUCUUUCCAAAAUCACAAAAACCAAAUUACAGAAGCAGCUUCCGGUAUCCCUUUUACCGUGUCCAUGAAAAACAGCAGAGCAGGCGGUGAGGCCCGUGAGAGGUGUUUUCAGCCUUCAGCAAUACACAGAUGUCCCCGCACAGAUUAAAGUGCGGUUCACUUGUAUGGAUUGUCAUUCUUGAGUAAAUUGGGGCCAGGCUGGAAAAGGACACGCAGAGAAGUUUCCCGGGUUCACCUUCCUGCGUUUUACCCACAGUAAAUAUUGUGUGGAGAAGUCAAUGGUGGGAAAUAGGUUUGUUUUGUUUUUUUUGGUUGUUGUUUUUGGGGGGUGGGACAGUUAUUGUCAGUGGUUCUAUGUAAGAUCGUUUGCAAAGGAUUCUCAAAACUAUAUGCAUAGCUUUAAGAGAGAUGCUCUUACUUAAAUUUUCAGAGCAUAUCCAUUCACAAAGGACCACAUGCAAUAGUCAAAAAUAUUUGCUUAUCCCUGAGAAUUUGGUCUUUAGAAGUUGCACUGAUGAAAUACCGACUGUGCAUGAGUCAGCUUGUCAACUAAGUGAGAAACUGGAGAGGUAAAUUGAAUGCUGAAUGUUUAAAUCACAGGAAGAAAUCAAAAUGUUAUGUACUUGCAUUCUGUUUAAUUAUUUGCAAUCUUAGAAAUUGUUUUUCUGAAAAUAUUACAAAAUUUUUGUUUUGAUUUUAAGUGCUCAUUUUGCAGCUUGGGGAAUUAGCUGAUACAACUGGCUUCAUCGUGAAUUUAAUGGGUAAGGGGGUCUAUGAGGGAGACGUGGUUACAUAGUGACCCUGAAUGUUAACAAAAGUGUAGAUUAUUAGAAUCUUUAAAGAAGUAGCGUUUCCAGGGCUAUCAGAAUUAAAACGUGCCUGAUUCUGUUUUGUUUUUUUUUUUUUUUUUGAUUCUGUUUAUAAGAAGGGUUUAUGCUUCUUCUGCACGUCCAUGCUGUUCCCCCAAUCUGCAAGCCCAGGGGGCGCUGUAUGUCCUGUGGCAAACUCACUGGACUGUUUCCUCGGUUAACGUGGCUUGGAGUGUUGGUCAAGUCACCAACUUUUUUUUUUUUUUUUUAAGGAUUAGCAAUAUAUCAAAAAAGUGCACACUAGAUGCAGCAUUUUCUACCACGUGGUGUGCAGAUGGAAAAGCACAGCUGCUGUCUGUUGUUAGAACUGAAUUACCUGUCUUCUCAGGAAGAUCACCCUUUGUAACUCAGGGCGUGAUGAAUCUCACGUGGAAUCCUGUUUUGAUUCAGGGAUUCUGCAAAUUACGGGAUCCUUAGCAGGGCUUCUGUUUUUACACAUAGCACCGGAAGUCCUUGCUUAGGGGAUCAAGGGAGUGACCGCCCUCAGAAAAUUUUCCAGGGUCACAUCCCUAGGGUGACUGUCCUCUUUCCUUAAUGCCUCAGUUCACCUUGGUCUUUCAUCCACCCAGGGCCAGCCUUUCCUGCUCUCCCUUUUCCCUCCAGAGAUGCUGUCCCUGGGCAAGGUGGGAUAUUGUCGCAGCUUCAUUGGGUUUCAUGGCUCAGACAACCCCACUACGGCAACAUGACCCCAGCCACCCAUAUCUACAUCAGGAAGGCUAAAGAUCCUAGAGAAAGAAUAGAGAGCUCCACGUCUACAUGACGGGAGAUGCAGAACAUGACCAGGCAUGAUCCCUGUGGCAGGUGUCAGGUGCUGAGUCUUGAAUCUAAUCGAGACCUGAUUUUAAGUCACCGACAAUCCCAGUGAAUAGCAGCUCCUGAUGUGACAACUCCGACGGCUCCCCCCUGUCAGGUGGAGCACACGGCAUUCUGUAUCAUCCACAGCUUUGCUUGAAAAUCAUGUUUUAACUAUUGCCUCCUUCCAAAUUCGUGUGGUUUGCUGGGUUUGCCCCAUGUUUUAGCAUAGUUUCUAGAGCUGUUUGGCAUUCCAGUGUGGUCUUUUUUUCUUUCCUGGUGGCAGUCUUUAUUUUUUGUUUUCCAGAAUAGAAUGGUGAUUCUUAAAAUAAGUUAAAGAAAAAAACAACCACCAUAAAUGGGUAUGAAUCACAAGCAGUAUUAUUUGAGCAGGAACGGUGUGACAAAAUAUAAAUAUAUCAAAAGGAUAGAAAUGAAGUCUUUGCAGAAGGAUCUUUAUUUUUCUCUGAGAUCUGUAAAGAAAUACCUGACCACUGUAUCUGAGUUUGUCCUCAAAUUGUCAAUAAAUGCAUCAAAAGAGCAUGUGAGUCCAUUUUUGAAGAUGUAUUUUCAGUAGCUGUCAACAACGUGGAUGGAAGCACAAGGCAAGUCACUCCAAAGCCUCCCUCAAGAUGGUCUGAUGAGAAAUGUCCAUUUUUACCUCUACUCAGGGCUCAGAGUUACCCUGGGUGUUUUUGUUUUUUAAAUGGGGUAGUUUCUGAAGGGAUUAAAAAAAAAAAAAAGCAAACCCUUAUCCAAAAAAAUCUCCCAGUUACUUUCUCUCUUUGUUAGCAAACUUCCCUGAUAUAAAUGUCUAAAACAGAUGUUGAGUUGGGGAAAGGUCAGCAGCAUUUAGGUCAUUUCUCUAUCUCAAAAGUCAUGCUGGAGCCCUGUUGACAGUGGUUAAGAGCUUGGCUGCUAACCAAAAGUCAGUAGUUCAAAUCCACCAGCCGUUCCUUGGAAACCCUACGGGGGCAGUUCUACUCUGUCCUUAUAGGGUCACUAUGAGUCAGAAUCGACUCCAUGGCAAUGGGCAAUGAAUGCAUGCGAAAGGUGGGCAACGAAUAAGAAAGACCAAAGAAGAACUGAUACCCUUGAAUUAUGAUGUUGGCAAAGAAUAUUGAAUAUACCGUGGACUGCCAGAAGAACCAACAAAUCUGCCUUUGAGGUAAUACAGCCAGAAUGCU
This is a messenger RNA of Loxodonta africana (African savanna elephant), 4592 nucleotides long. RefSeq names its product parkin RBR E3 ubiquitin protein ligase (gene PRKN). Bases 217 to 1614 code for a protein of 465 amino acids. The transcript has 12 exons. Gene Ontology annotation, molecular function: ubiquitin protein ligase activity; ubiquitin conjugating enzyme binding; zinc ion binding. The record is from RefSeq and is a predicted model, not a curated record. Gene Ontology annotation, biological process: ubiquitin-dependent protein catabolic process; protein polyubiquitination; autophagy of mitochondrion. Lineage: Eukaryota; Metazoa; Chordata; Mammalia; Proboscidea; Elephantidae. Gene Ontology annotation, cellular component: Golgi apparatus; cytoplasm; mitochondrion.